ACAAGAAGGAAGAAGAGGAUGUGAAGUACACAGUUGUUGAUUGUCUCCAGGAUAAAUUUGGCCCAGCAGUGCUGCACCUAAAACAGCAGUGUGUCAUCAGUAUAGCAGGAGAAGGAGUUAAUUUGUGUCGUCAUGGAAAACUCGCAUGGCUUGAGAUAGCAACAAAGAGCCGUAUUUUUCUAUUUGAUAUCUUCCUUCUGGGACCUCAGGCUUUCAAAAAUGGAUUACAAAUGGUGCUGGAAGAUAAAAACAUCUUGAAGGUCAUGCAUGACUGCCGCUGGAUCUCAGACUGCCUCUUUCACCAAUACGGUGUCCGUCUCUUCAAUGUCUUUGAUACGCAGGUUGCCGAUGCUUUGCACUUCUCAGUGGCAACAGGUGGCUUCUUCCCACACCGUGUCUGCACGUUAGACGAGUGUUUGAUACAGCACUUGAAGAUACCUUCCAAACGGGAUGCCAUCAUGAAGUGCAGGCAGCAGCUGGCUUUGGAGAAUCCUGACAUAUGGCUCUUGAGGCCCUUUCCAGCUUGUCUGCUUAAACCACUUGCUCUGAAGGCGAUGAACCUUCUGCUGCUCCACUCCUCUCUAAUGGAUAACUUGAUGUCUGACCUAACAGCCGUUGUACAUGAUUAUUUAAAUACUUACCAGACUGGGUCUGGAGAUCACCUUGAGAGCACAAAG
Molecule: messenger RNA, 677 nt
Organism: Apaloderma vittatum (bar-tailed trogon)
Lineage: Eukaryota; Metazoa; Chordata; Aves; Trogoniformes; Trogonidae
Gene: EXD1
Product: exonuclease 3'-5' domain containing 1
Exons: 6
Biological process (GO): nucleobase-containing compound metabolic process
Molecular function (GO): 3'-5' exonuclease activity; nucleic acid binding
Source: RefSeq, a predicted model, not a curated record